AUGGAGGAUAAGGUUGAAGAACCAAUUACUCUUUUGAAGAGAAUGCUGCAAAGAAACAUGAUGCUUGAUGACAUUGCAUGCUCUUUAAAUGUGUAUUCGAAAAAGAGAAUGGUCAAUGAAGUGUUUGAUGGUUGCAGAUACUUUAGCGACCAUGGGUUGGAUGUUAAUAUAAUUGGCUUUAACACAAUGCUUCUUGUUUCACAGAGAUCUGAUCAGAAUAAUUUGGCUUGGAAGAUAUUUAAAUAUAUGUUUGUGUAUUCGAAAAAGAGAAUGGUCAAUGAAGUGUUUGAUGCUUGCAAAUACUUUGGAGAUCAUGGAUUGGACGCUAAUAUAAUUGGCUUUAACACAAUACUUCUUGAAGAAAGAAUCGAAGAGGUUGUUCAAAUGAUGGAAGAGAUGGUUUCAGUAGGACUGAAGCCAUAUGACGAGGCAUAUAAUCAUCUGAUAGUUGCUACAGUAGUUCGAUGCCUCCCCGCCGAUCUCCAUUGCUCCCAAACUCUCGUCUCGAAAUAUGAUCCAAAUCGCUACUUCAACAAUGAAUUCGUUACGCUCGUCGCCAAGCUCUCCACCUCCCUACUAAUAAUUCUCAUGGAAAUUGAGCCCAUUGCCGAUAACCACAAAAAGAAUCAAAAGUUUACAAUCUUUCCUCUAUAUUCAACGAUUCUUCCUAUAGAUGUGUGUGCUUUGCUGGAGUCGGCGGACAACAAGUAUACAGAGAGAGUUGCAUCCAAACAUGCAUCGAUUGUUGAGGUAGUUCUUGACAUGCACGAAGCAAUUUUUCCUGGACAUCGUGUUUUUGAUCAUUUGCUGCAAGUGUAUUCAAAGAAGAAAAUGGUCAAUGAAGAAGAAAGAAUCGAAGAGGCUAUUCAAAUGAUGGAAGAGAUGGUUUCAGUAGGACUGAAGCCAUAUGACGAGACAUAUAAUCAUUUGAUAGUUGGUCUGUUGAGAAAUGGGUGGACAAAUCAGUGCUUGAGAUAUAGUGAAAAGAUGCUUGAAGGUGGAUAUUUGCCCGAUCUUGGUACUUGCAAUGAAAUGAUAAAGACACUUUACAUAGUAGGAAAUAUCGAGGAAGUCAAUAGAAUUCUGACAUCUUUGUUGAACAUGAGGCUUGUCCCUAAUCAAGAAAUAUACUUGAUUCUAAUUGAUGUCCACCGUAGUUUGAUGCCUCUCCGCCCAUCUCCAUUGCUCCCCAACUCUCGUCUCGAAAUAUAA
Messenger RNA from Zingiber officinale, 1212 nucleotides. RefSeq names its product pentatricopeptide repeat-containing protein At1g02060, chloroplastic-like. Lineage: Eukaryota; Viridiplantae; Streptophyta; Magnoliopsida; Zingiberales; Zingiberaceae. The record is from RefSeq and is a predicted model, not a curated record. The coding region runs from base 1 to 1212 and encodes 403 amino acids. Gene Ontology annotation, molecular function: protein binding. The transcript is spliced from 7 exons.